Molecule: messenger RNA, 2795 nt
Organism: Zootermopsis nevadensis
Lineage: Eukaryota; Metazoa; Arthropoda; Insecta; Blattodea; Termopsidae
Gene: step
Product: cytohesin steppke
Biological process (GO): regulation of ARF protein signal transduction
Molecular function (GO): guanyl-nucleotide exchange factor activity
Source: RefSeq, a predicted model, not a curated record
GCAGUCGGUUGGUAGUGAAGAGUGAGCUGUGUGGUCGGAUGGUCGUUUUCCUGUUCCUUUGCUGUGUCGGCCAGAGUCGUCUCAGCGUAGUGACACAUGCACGAUGAGGGGACUUCCUGCUCUGUUGUUAAUGCCUACCACGUUCAAGUUUGUUCUGAUUUGCGGUUUUUAAUUAAAGGAGUGGAUUUAAUUACUGUGCUGGAUUGUGAUUGUUGUGAAAACACCUUCUGUACGAUGUGCUGUGAUUUGAUAGCGGAUAUGUUAUUUAGGUUUUGUGUUGUGUGUGUCUAGGACAUUUUAACAUAUUUCUUGUAGACUCUUAUCUGCGUGUCAAUUUAAUAUUUUUUUUAAAAUAAUCGAACUUUUAUUACAAUUCUUCGACAACUGCUGGAGGAGUGUGUACGUGAAUCAGGCGCUAUAAUACAAGUUAGACUGUUUUUUUUAUGCAGCAAAAAGCUAACUUUGUAAUUAAUUUGUUUCGUAACUAAUCUUAAUGUUAAAGUAUUUCUGAAGGUUGUUUGUUUAGUGACGUCAAAUUUGUAACGUCCCUGGUUGCUAAGACAAACUUCUUACUGUUGUCUGGAUACAACUUUGCGGGGAAUGAGGUGAUGAUUUGUGGUGGUUUUAGUGUGAAGUGUAAUUAAAUGGUAAUUAUGCAAGAAAGAACACAAGGCUACAGGGCUCAGCCGCCAAUAGCAGUGGCUGCUGGAUGGUUUGCGUCUUUGAAACGACCCAUCAGAAGAAGCCGGGGUCGUUCCGGUUCCAAUUCGUCCUUGCCUCCCGCUCCUGGUCGCCUCCUGGCGCGCUCUGCAUGGGAUUUAUCCACGUCGCGAUCGCAACUCAAGGAUGCUCUCGGUGAAGUUGUUGCGGAAAUGGAGAAUAUGGAUACAGCAGAUGAGGGUAAGAACAAUACAAAGGCUAAACAGAUGUCCAUAGGACGAAAGAAAUUCAACAUGGACCCAAAGAAGGGGAUCGAGUACCUGAUUGAGCACGGCCUGUUGAAAAGUACCGCGGAGGACGUGGCCCAGUUCCUCUAUAAGGGCGAAGGGUUGAACAAGACUGCCAUCGGAGACUACCUCGGUGAGAAGAAUGACUUCAACGAGAAAGUUCUAAAAGCAUUCGUUGAGCUCCAUGAUUUCACAGAUCUCAUUCUGGUGCAAGCCUUACGUCAGUUUCUAUGGAGUUUUCGUCUGCCCGGCGAAGCCCAGAAAAUAGAUCGUAUGAUGGAGUGUUUUGCACAAAGAUACUGCCAGCUCAAUCCUAAUAUUUUCACAAAUACAGACACGUGCUAUGUACUGUCUUUUGCUAUCAUUAUGCUGAACACAAGUUUACAUAACCCUAGUGUAAAAGACAAGCCUACCGUAGAGCAGUUUAUAUCUAUGAAUCGAGGCAUCAAUAACGGUGGGGACUUGCCUCAGGAGCUGCUUGUUAGUUUGUAUGAGAGUAUAAAGACUGAGCCAUUCAAAAUCCCAGAGGAUGAUGGCAAUGACCUUAUGCAUACAUUUUUCAAUCCUGAUAAAGAGGGCUGGUUGUGGAAACAGGGUGGACGUUACAAGAGCUGGAAAAGGCGAUGGUUCAUCUUGAAUGACAACUGCCUAUACUACUUUGAAUACACAACAGACAAGGAACCUCGAGGUAUUAUCCCCCUAGAGAAUAUUCAAGUUCGAGAAGUAAGUGAUCGACAUAAACACCACUGUUUCGAGCUGUAUGCCAGUGGCUCAGAAUUCAUCAAAGCCUGCAAGACAGACAGUGAAGGCAAAGUGGUUGAAGGUAAACACACAGUUUAUCGAAUGUCUGCCGCCACACCAGAAGAGAAAGAUGAAUGGAUCAAAUGUGUCAGGCAAAGCAUCAGUCAUAACCCUUUCUAUGAUAUGCUGGCUGCUCGCAAAAAGAAAGCGCAGAAGACAAGUACUCACCAUCACCACCACUCCAAAAGUUAAAAUUUAUUUGAUAUUUGACUCUGUAAUUAAUUAUUACAUAGCAACUAAUGUACGCAAGAACAGGACUUCACUGAAUUUGAAUCAUACAUCUUCCAGUUUUUAAAUGUUGCUCGUUAGAUUCUAAUUUGUUGUUUCCACUUCAUUUCUUAGUUAGUGUCUCGAAAUCUGUCACCGAUAUUGACUAUAACAAUAGUGUGUUUCUAAAGCGGCGCAUCCACGUACGAAUCUGACUUGCAAGCCUGGCUCGGCGAGCUUGACUCGUGAGCCGAGCUCGGAUAUAUUUCACCACACGCAUAGCAGACUUGGCUCGUGACACCCCACCCACAAACGAGUUUGGCCCGAUGGAACCCAAGCCGAGCCAGACUCGUACGUGGAUGGGCCGCUUAAGGUUUGUACCAGCAUUGUAUGUAUGUGUGCGUGUGUGCGCCGUUAAAAUUCACGAAACCGUGAAUUAAGCGUCACCAGCCGAGCGUGUGAAUGUGUAACGUACUGAAUGAUGACUGAUGUGACCAGACUGUAAAUAGGAUUAUUUUAAUUAAAUAUUAUCUAUAUACACACACAUAUAUAUAUUCUUACUGAUGAAAGAAGUGAUUUGUGGUAUUUAUUAUACAUUGCAGAACAUCAGAUUGCCAAAUAAAUUUGUAUUUUGUGUGUUAAAAUGCUGUACAUUAUAUAUUAAUGUGCAUUUAUUUGGCAGACAUACAAGGCCCAGAUGAACUGAAAAGAGUAGCAGAUAUAGUUUUGUGCAAUGUAUCUAGUGUACAUACAUUUGAUCAAAAUAGGCAGCGAUGCUUUAAUUUUAAUAUAGUUACAGUAUUGACUUCACUUUCCAGUAAAAGUAACUUAGAUAAUGUA